Molecule: messenger RNA, 4174 nt
Organism: Drosophila sechellia
Lineage: Eukaryota; Metazoa; Arthropoda; Insecta; Diptera; Drosophilidae
Gene: Tep1
Product: Thioester-containing protein 1
Exons: 9
Coding region: 34-4110 (1358 amino acids)
Cellular component (GO): extracellular region
Molecular function (GO): endopeptidase inhibitor activity
Source: RefSeq, a predicted model, not a curated record
AAAAGAAUAAGUACAUGCAGUAAAGAUUGCAUUAUGCUGUGGUUAAUACUAAGCUCAACAAUUUUGCAUUGUGUGCUGUUAAUCAAUGCUAACGGCCUGUACUCUGUUGUGGCACCCAAAACCCUACGGUCUAACAGCGCUUAUAAAGUUGUAGUUGCCAUCCACAAUGCACCGCGACCCACUGAAGUCUCAGUCAGCCUGACCGGGCCUUCUUUCAAUUCGAGAAAGUAUGUUGAUGUUCCUUCCAUGUCCUCGAAGUCGAUUAGGUUUGACAUUCCGAAACUAACCAGAGGCGAAUACGAGCUAAAAGUUCUGGGUAGUGGAGGCAUCGAAUUCCAGAAUUCCACAAAGCUGGGCUUUGAACCCGAAUUAAAUUGGUUAUACAUUCAAUCGGACAAGGCCACCUAUAAGCCCGGCGAUAAGAUCCAAUUUAGGGUACUCUUCCUAGACAAGCACACCCGACCUGCCGUAAUCGAUAAGCCAAUUCAAAUUGAGAUCCGCGAUGGAGCCCAGAAUUUGAUUAAAAGCUGGAAAGAUAUCAAGCCGACAAGGGGUGUCUAUUCCGGAGAGCUUCAGCUGUCCGACAGACCUGUACUAGGCAACUGGACUUUAACCGCCGCCGCGCAAGACGAAGGCAAUGUGACGAAUGUGCUAGUGGUGGACAAGUAUGUGGUUCCGAAGUUCGAGGUGCUCAUUUUAACCGCUAAGGAUGUGGCGGCUAGUGCUGGGUAUAUUAGGGCAACGAUAAAAGCCAGGUACACAUUCAAGAAACCCGUAAAGGGCCACGUCGUCGCUUCGAUCGAGGGCAGCUCGACAGAGAAGAGCCUGCCCAUUGAUGGAGAGGUGAAUGUGGAGUUUCCCAUUUCAGCGACAGCCAAGAGACUUUUGAAAAUAACGGCCAUUGUUACCGAGGAGCUGACGGACCUCAAACACAACGGUACUGCCUACGUGACAGUCCACCAACACCGUCACAAGCAGGAGGAUCUACUUUGGCCAACGCAUUAUAGGCCAGGUGUAUUGUAUGAAUUUAAGACUGUGGUUAGAAACUUGGACGGUUCUCCUGUCAUGGACUCUUCUAAGAUGGUUAACUUCAACGUGUUGUGCUGUCAGGCUUAUAGAAAUUUCUCAGCUUCACUUCAAAAUAGCAUUGCCACCCAGCACAUAAUGCUUCCCGAUUCAACGUGCAAAAGUUGUCUUGUUACGUCUACCUUUGAGACUGCAGCAAAGUUAGAACGGUACAUAUAUAAGAUCGAUAAGAAACUCAUGAUUUCGAUCAUAACUAAGAAGCCCCAACUAAGGAAGGAGCUUAAAAUGAAUAUUGUAUCCGAUACCUAUCUUCCCUACUUUAUUAUCACUGUUGUCGCACGAGGUAACAUUGUUAUGAGUAAUUUUAUAAGCCUGGAAGGAAGAAAAAAGAGUCAGGAAAUUGCGUUCGAGCCAACCUUUGUAAUGGUGCCUCAAGCUACGAUAUUUGUCCAUUACAUUUUCAACGGAGUUUUGAUAUCUGACGAGAAAACUGUCGAUAUCGAGAGGGACUUUGAGAACAGGAUUGAAAUAUUAACAACAAACGAAGCAAGGCCAAGGGAUGAAGUGAGCCUAAAGGUGAAAACCGAUCCCCAUUCUUUCGUCGGUCUCCUUGGAGUGGACCAGAGUGUGCUGCUUUUAAGGUCAGGAAAUGACCUAAACCGUGAUAAAAUAUUGAACAAUCUCGCCACGUACUCCACUGAUUUGGUGACCCUAACAAAUGCGAACAUAAAUAUCUACAGGAGCUCGGGUGGCUGUUAUACCAAUCCUGGUCAAACUAAUUGUACUGGAAACUUCUUUAGUCGAACGGUGUUUAAAGAUGAGUCAGCAAAGAACUCAGGUCCUGUUCCCACACUCGGUUCAAUCACAGCACAAGGUUCCCUUCCACCAGUUCGUAAGCUCUUUCCCGAAACAUGGCUGUUUUCAAAUAUUAAUGACGUGGGCGCCAACGGUGAAUACAUCAUUAGAAAAACUGUUCCCGAUACGUUGACCUCUUGGGUGAUCACAGGCUUCUCCCUCAGCCCUCAAUCCGGCCUUGCAGUGACCAGGAGUCCUAGCAGAAUUCGUGUGUUCCAACCGUUCUUUAUUACCACCAACUUGCCGUACUCUGUGAAGCGGGGUGAAGUGAUUGCCAUUCCCGUGGUCGUAUUUAACUACUUGGGAGUGGAUGUGAAGGCGAAAGUAUCAAUGGAUAACUCAGACGGUCAGUACGAAUUUAUUGAGACCACUAACGCUAAUAUGUCCCAGUAUCAUUUGGGAGUACAAAGGGAAAAAACAUUAUGGAUUCCCGCAAAUACGGGACGUGGCAUUUCAUUCAUGAUCCGCCCAAAGAAAAUGGGUCUGACCACUCUGAAAAUCACCGCCAUCUCGUCAUAUGCCGGUGACAGACUCCAUCAAAUACUAAAAGUGGAGGCCGAUGGCGUCCAAAAGUACGUCAACAAAGCCGUAUUAAUUAAUGUUCAAAGGUUGAAACGACGUAGUUUGGCACCACCGGAAAAAUCACUUUUCAUAGAAAAAGUCGACGAAGCUAUUGAAGGUUCCGAGUUUUUCGAAUUCGAAGUGUUUGGAAGUAGCCAAGCGCCUCAACUGGAACACCUUGACGAUCUGGUUCACUUGCCCUGCGGAUGUGGAGAGCAGAACAUGUUUAACUUUGUGCCCAGUAUACUGGCGUUAAGCUAUUUAAAAGAAAAUAAUCGACAGGAUCAAGAGAUAGAAAAAAAUGCUAAGAGUUAUGUGGAAACUGGUUACCAGAGAGAACUCAACUACAAACGUCACGACGGUUCCUUCAGCGCUUGGGGGCAAAGUGAUUCUUCAGGCAGCACAUGGCUCACUGCAUAUGUGAUACGGUCCUUUCACCAGGCCGCCAAAUACAUCGAUAUUGACAAAAAUGUCUUGGUAGCUGGACUUGAUUUCCUCGUGUCCCGACAGGGUACACAUGGAAAUUUUAGAGAAUUGGGCAGGGUUAUACACAAUAGUCAUGGAAGUCCAUUGGCACUUACAUCAUUUGUCCUGCUGACUUUCUUCGAAAACAAGGAAUAUAUGCAUAAAUAUCAGAAUGUUAUCGAUAGGGCUGCGGCUUUUGUGGAUACGAAGGUGCGCCAAUCAAAUGAGCCGUAUGAUCUGGCCAUUGCCGCCCUGGCCCUGUCAUUAGCAGGUAAACGUAAAGCCAAUAUAGCUCUGGAUAAGUUGGAAAGGUUGGCCAGUCGGCGAGGUGACCACAAGUGGUGGACCGGUUCAGAUAAGAGCAAGAGCAGCGAUGUAGAGAUCACCUCUUAUGUCCUGCUCGCCCUUCUCGAGCAUCUCGAGCAGCAUAAAUCGAAUGAACACAGACCGAUUGUCGAUUGGCUGAUUAGCAAGCGCAACAGCAACGGAGGUUUCGUCUCCUCCCAGGACACCGUUGUCGGUAUUAUGGCCUUAACCAAGUUCGAACUCCAAUCACAUGAAUCAACCGAUUCUCUUAAUAUAGACUAUUGGCUUUCGAUCAAAGAUAAAAAACAUGUAACGAUAACUAAAGAAACUGAAUUUAAAGUCCAGACCCAUACGCUUCCUGAAAACGGAAACAAUCUGAAGUUCUUGGCCACAGGUCAGGGGCAUGCACAAGUUCAGCUGUCGUACCGCUACAAUGUGGCCACCAAGGAGGCGAGUCCCAGCUUCAAAUUAACGACUACGGUUAAGAAGUCCGAUAAAAGCCGGCUGAUCCUUGGCAUUUGUGGGGAGUACACCCCCAUCGCAGCCUCCGACGGGAAUAAGCCCACCAAUAUGGCUUUGAUGCAGGUGCAGCUACCAUCUGGUUAUGUUUGCGAUACCGAUUCCUUUGCCGCUAUCGAAGCCAUUUCAGACGUAAAGCGUGUGGAGACCAAAAACGAAGACACCGAGGUUCAUAUCUAUUUCGAAAAACUGUUACCUGGUGACCGCAAGUGCCUGACCCUGAAGGCCAUAUAUACCCAUGCGGUGGCCAAUCUAAAACCAUCUUGGAUUCGGCUCUACGAUUACUAUGCCACCGAACGCACUGCUACCGAAUUUUAUCACGUGGACACUUCUCUAUGUGACAUUUGCCACGGCGAUGAGUGCGGAAGUGGGUGCUAAAGUGAAUUAAUAGUAUGCGUUUUUUGUAUUCCUACCAAAAUUAAUAAAAAUGUAUGUUUUAAUA